Messenger RNA from Fomitopsis serialis, 2658 nucleotides. RefSeq lists its product as uncharacterized. NCBI's taxonomy places the organism in Eukaryota, Fungi, Basidiomycota, Agaricomycetes, Polyporales, Fomitopsidaceae. The record is from RefSeq and is a predicted model, not a curated record. Bases 1 to 2658 code for a protein of 885 amino acids. The transcript is spliced from 3 exons.
AUGACCCUCUCCUCCUCGAUCAUCACCGAACCCGACGGAAGUGUCUUCACCUCGUACACGACCCUCGUGUUACCGCUCACCUACUACGGUCCAAGUAUCCCCCUGGACUCAGCUUGGACGUACGGAGGGUUGACCCCACCUCCGUCUACCUCCGCAGCUCCUACCUCCGCGUCGCCGUCUUCUACUGUGUCGCCCUCGUCUGCUCCAUCUAGUUCAUCUAUGUUGUCAUCUUCCCCAACUCCUUCGUCGACCUCGACAUCAUCGGCGUCAAGCUCAAUACCGCCGAGCACCUCCAUGACCAGCACGUCGUCGGCAUCGGCGUCAGCGACAUCCUCUGCCGCAGCGGCUGGUGCACAUACUUCGAGAUCAGCGACUAUAUUAGGCGCUGUGCUCGGCUCCCUUCUGGGCACACUGAUUCUGGUGCUGUUGAUACUCAUCUGGCUACUCCUGCGGAGACACUACCGAGGCGUCAGGACCACGACCGACCCACCGAGCAAGAGCGCGAGCUCGAGCUUCUGGAAUCGGUCCACGACGGUCUUCUCGCGGCGCAAGUCGCGGCGGCAGACUCCGAUUUGGACAGAGUGGCAGAUGGUCAAUCCCGAGGAUUUCGAGGAUAGGCUGCCUCAAAGCCCAACGAGCCCGCGCAGCCCCGAAGAAGGCACCCCGCGUGACAGCGGAGACGAGACGGACCCCUUCUUGAACCGCACUGUCCGCGGUGCGAAUGAGAUGUCGCAGACGCAGUCGGGCACGGACACACUUGUUAGCGUGCCAGCGGCUGCGGCCCUCGCUGCAGGCACGGGCUCGACGCGCCGGCCAGGGACAACGACGCAUGUGGGCGGACCCAUCAUGCCGCGCGAGGAGCUACUCGCGCGUAUGAACGAAGAGGAUGCUGCGAUGCCGCAGGUGCGCCUAGUAAGCCCCUCGACUGACGAGCACACGUCGCCGCUUCUGCCACCUCCGCCGCUGGGCUCGGACCGCCGAAGCAUGCGUGCGGCAAGGCCAUCGUUCAUUGAGACAAAGUCAAUGCGCUCGCUCGCGUCUGCCGCGUUCUCCGGGUCGUCAGAGAAGUCAGGCAGCAUUGACGCGCAGGAGCAGGAGCGUGCAGAGCUGCUCACGGCGCGGCGAGUCAAGGUCAGUAACUACAGUCAGCCCACGUCGGACGCAGGCAACAGUUCCAUCAUGAGUGGCACCUCUGGCCUCGAGAGACUCGCGAACCUCCCGCGGAUGAGCUGGUUUAGGCGGAUGUCUUUCCUCCCCCCUCCCAUGGGCUCGAGACCCAGCUCACGUGAAGGUGCGGAGGGGGAUCGGUACACACGUACACCCCCACGCUCGCAUUCAAGACAGGGAUCUCGCUCAAGACCACUCUCGUGGGCGCCGCUGCCCACACAUGAGCCGACUAGUCCGACGCCGGAUUCCAGCGGGAGUCGGAGACCGAGGCCACCAUCGUCGUUCCCCCAGGGCUUGGGUCUCCUCAUCGGCGGGGAACGGCCUGUCUCUUCUGUCAGUGCCAAGAGCCGUGCAAGCGUCAGCACCGUGUACCAUGAUGCGAGAGAGACCCCAAGCAGCUCGUUGGUAGACGUCAGCGUGACCCCGGCUGGAACGUUUGGAUCUAAUCGUUCACAACCGGGCAUUCCGCCUGUGCCUCCGCUCCCUCAGGCCCGCACGGCGCCCGUGUCGCCGCUCGCAGAGCUGACACCUGAGAUCGCUACUCGUGGUGGCUAUCUGGACAUACCUGCCUAUGAGCCACCUACCUAUGAGGAGUCGCAUCGUGACUCUCCGCACAGCUCUGGAGACUCCGGUCCAGGCGACACCGUCGACGUGCUUGACAUGCCUGUUCCCCGCCCUGCCUCGCCGUUCACUGCCGCCUCUGGAAGCAGCCGUACGCAACCUCCCCCGGGCCUGCCAAAUCCUAGCGUGUGGCGCGACUCGCAUGCGACGACGGAUGGAACUUCUAGUACCUCUGGCAUCAGGAUUGACGUCCUGGAAGAGGCGCCGCCUCCGGCUCAAGAUGGGUGGCGCACACUGUCAGGCAACGUCGGUGCUGCAGCACCCGGCGGGCGACGGACAACCUUUGGAGUGCCUAUGGUAAUUCAUCGGGAUGCCCUGCAGUCCGAGCGUGGCUCUCUUGCGUCUGGACGGUCGCAUCUCACUCCACAUGUCCUGCAUUCGUCUGGCUCUACGGCUGCAUCACUACACACGCACCAUAGUUCCUCGUCCAAGUCGCACUCGCAAGGGCCUAGUGGCAGUUCUGGAUCUCGUUCCGUCUCGCACGCUGGCUCAGUCGGCGAACGGAGGCUCGAACAGGUCAGCGAGACUGCUUCCCCACCCUUGUCCGCCGUCUUUUCCAGAGAAGGCGCCUGGAGCCCGACUUUACCAGGCGUGCGCCCGAUGUCGCCCAUCCGCCAAUCGCCUUCGUCUUCUGCAGAAGAAGCGCCCGUGCUCCCGGAGCCGCGUCCUGCAACGCCGACGACCGCUGCUGGGACGGUGACCUCCACGACGACUUCGAGGACUGAAGACAGUGGCACGCAUGCGAGUGUGACGACGAGCGGUACGGACCCAGUGAGUGGCGCUGUGUUGCACUUUCCUGCGCUGCCGUGGUACCGACCCAGCGAACAGGGCUUCGUCGACUCCAGACGUGACGAUGACCUCCUGUGGUAG